Molecule: messenger RNA, 1931 nt
Organism: Guillardia theta CCMP2712
Lineage: Eukaryota; Cryptophyceae; Pyrenomonadales; Geminigeraceae
Exons: 10
Coding region: 7-1761 (584 amino acids)
Biological process (GO): protein localization to membrane
Cellular component (GO): membrane
Source: RefSeq, a predicted model, not a curated record
GCCAACAUGGCAGCGGCAGCUCUGAGAUGGACGGCAAUCAUGGCGGCGCUUGCGGUUGUAUUUGGCUCGAAAUAUCGUCGAGGGGAUAAUGUUCCUCUUUACGCGAACAAGGUUGGACCCUAUGGAAAUCCUUCUGAACAAUACGAGUACUAUACCCUUCCUUUUUGCGCGCCCAAGGAAGAGGAGAGGAAACCUCAUCAUCUUGGGGAGAUCCUUGUCGGAGACAGGAUGAUGAAGACGCUGUUUGCACUUCCCUUCUUGAUUCCCUUCGAGUCCAGAACAUUAUGUUCCUAUACUCUUAAGCCCAAGGAGAUUGAGAUGUUCCAGCGGGCAAUUGACGAGGACUACUACUUCGAGUUUAUCUAUGAUGACAUUCCUCUUUGGGGCUUCAUCGGCGACAAGUCUUCCGAGCUUGUGAACGGCGAGAACGUGACUAUGUACAGUCUGUUCACCAACUACAUCUUCACCAUUGCACACAAUGGUGAGGAGAUCCUGGAGAUAACCUGGGAACACGAUCCAGAGCAGAACCUUGACAUCACGGACUCGACGAAUCCAAUCGACGUUCACUUCAUGUACUCCGCGAGGUGGGUUAAGUCUGUACACAAGACACGCGACCACGUGCUAGAGCACAAGGAGUCUCCGCAUCAGCACCUUGAGAUCCGAUGGUUCUCAAUCUUCAAUUCCAUCGUCACCGUCCUCCUGCUGACCGGCUUCCUUGCGACCAUUCUGAUGCGAGUGUUGAAGAACGACUUUGCUCGGUAUGCGCACAUGGAGGAGGAGACAGGGAUGGAUCAGGAUGAGAGUGGCUGGAAGCUCGUCAAUGGCGACGUCUUCAGGUUCCCCCAGCACAAGGAGCUUUUCGCUGCCGUCCUUGGCAAUGGAGCUCAGCUGCUGUGCAUGUGCCUUGGAGUGCUCUUCCUCGCAUGCCUCGGGCCUUACACGAGGUACAACCGCGGGGCCCUGCUGGUAGCAGCCCUGCUGAUCUUUGCGCUGACAUCGGGCAUAAAUGGAUAUGUCGCCGGUAACCUUUACACCAAGAUCGAGGGAUCCAAUUGGGUCUGGGCGCUUGUCACCUCUUACUUGCUCUUUCUUGGCCCCUUCUUCAUAAUGGCAACCUUCCUCAACUUUGUUGCAGUCGCCUACAACUCGUCGGCUGCUCUUCCCUUUGGAACCGUUGUCAUUAUUCUCCUCAUCUUAACUCUCGUCAGCUUCCCUCUCAACAUCGUUGGCGGAAUCUCUGGGCGAAACUUCGCGGGCCCGUUUGAGGCUCCGUGCAGAACCAACAAACUUCCUCGAGAGAUUCCUCCUCUCCACUGGCACAGACAGGCACCCUACCAGAUGGUGAUGGCUGGGUUCCUCCCCUUCAGCGCCAUUUACAUCGAGCUCUACUAUGUCUUCGCCUCUGUGUGGGGCAGGCAGCUCUACUCCCUCUACGGGAUCCUCCUCCUCGUCUUCCUUAUCCUCAUCAUCGUUACCUCCUUCAUCACCAUCGCCUUGACAUACUUCCAGCUGGCGGUGGAGGACUACAGGUGGUGGUGGAGGAGCAUCUUCAGCGGAGGAUCGACAGGCUUCUUUAUCUUUGCCUAUUGCUUCUAUUACUUCCGGUUCAAAGCUCAUAUGACAGGUUUCAUGCAAACUUCCUUCUUCUUUGGGUACAUGAGCAUGGUCUGCUAUGGCGCUUUCCUCAUGCUCGGAACUGUUGGUUUCUUCUCUGCCCUCGCCUUUGUCCGCUACAUCUACCGCUGCAUCAAGUGCGAUUGAUUUCACUGGCAUCUGCUGCCUCCUCCACUCUCCCAGCUGGUGUACAACAAACAUCCCGCAAACUUUCGGAUUUCAGCUGCCGACUGCCAACGUCAUUUCAAGUUGCCUGUCACACCCCAAGCUGCUAGUAGGCUUGACCACUCUUCUUUAACAAAAUCAAGUGUAAUCCC